Messenger RNA from Cladophialophora bantiana CBS 173.52, 1041 nucleotides. RefSeq lists its product as uncharacterized. NCBI's taxonomy places the organism in Eukaryota, Fungi, Ascomycota, Eurotiomycetes, Chaetothyriales, Herpotrichiellaceae. The record is from RefSeq and is a predicted model, not a curated record. The transcript is spliced from 2 exons. The coding region runs from base 1 to 1041 and encodes 346 amino acids.
AUGGGUCCAAGGGACCCCACGGCUGGUCCGUCACAAGGAGGUCUGUUCCAUCAGCCAACUUUAGAUGCGCUGCAGAGAUCGUCACUGUCUUGCCAGCUGUGCGCAUUUUUCUGCUCCGCACUCGAACGAAGCAAUACUGGCGAUGAAAUCCCACAGGAGUACAGCGUGCGGAAGGGGAGUUGCAUCCGCCUGAUUGCCGGGACGACGGCUUUCUCCAAUCUGUCGACACCCAAAGGGCUGUUCCAGAUGCUGAUCUGGUCCCGUUGGAGUAGCUUCGCCAAACCAGGAUACUUGAAUAUCACGACUGAGCCUGGCGAUCCUCUGGCUCUUGCCGGGGAUGUGGUCGGAAGACAAGUCCCUGAAAGCUGCGAGCCUGUUGGAUGUGCCCAUCGAAUCAAGAAGUGGCUUAGCGAUUGUGAAACUGGACACCAAAAUUGCCGGAAUCCACUGGUGAUGUCCGAGAAGACGCCCUUUCAAACGCGCGAUUCGCAAGUUCUUGAAGACCCUUUGCAUCACUUGCCGCUACCUCCAAGGCUUAUCGACGUAGGCGGCAUUUCUUCAGCGACUCUGCGGCUCAAGGAGACUGACGGCUUGUACGGGCGAUAUUGUGCGUUAUCCUACAGCUGGGGCCGGUCCAAGUCUUUUCGAACGCACAGAGCCACCUAUCAAGAUAGAAUUCGUGGCUUUCGACUUGAGGAUCUUCCGACCACUAUCAGAGAUGCUGCCUGCUUGACCCAGAACUUGGGUUUCCAGUAUCUGUGGGUGGACGCUCUCUGUAUUGUACAAGAUGAUAGAGAUGACUGGGCUAAGAACUCAGCUAUUAUGGAUGAGAUCUAUGGUUUUGCGACUCUCACCAUUGCUGCUUCCGUGUGUGAAGACAAGUGGCAACCCCUGUUUCGAAAAAGAACACAAGCUGAAAGUGUCCAGAUUUCCUCACCUUGUUCUAAUGACAGCUCCCGGUAUGGAACCAUGACACUGUCCCAUUCGGAUGGCCUAUUUGACGACAUCGUCAAGGCGUCUCGGCUCGCUUGUCGAGCAUAG